AUGGCAGUUCGUCUCCCAGAUCUACAUGAUUACAGAUUGUGUUUUAGAGUAAUUGGCAACCGUGAAAAGCGACGGCCAGCACGAGAUUCGAAUUCACUUCAACGGGGUCAACGCCAAGCAAACGUCAGUAGGACACGACCAAGGAAGCGAGAGCGGCCUCGUCCUGCGCCAGAUCAGCCACCACCGGCAUCUUCUCACCCUCAUCUACGUCGGCGAGGUGACGGACCGGAUCAGCGUGGAUGGCCUCUCGCUCAGGGACUGCGAGCUCACGUCGGAGGAGGAGGAGGUGGAGAAAUUCCUGCGCGGGUUCAGGGAAGAUGCGGAGCUCGCUAUGGACACGCCGCCGGGUCUUGGGCCGGACCUCUUCAUAAUAUAUCAUUUGUACACCUGUCCGAGGAGGCUGAACUGCCGGAGUACCUGAGGCCUGUCGUUCACUUCCGGCAGCUGAGAGCACAGUGCAAGGACCACCACCGCCGCGUCCGGGCCGGGGUGAAGGCGGAGAGGCGGUCCCACAAGAGCCACGGAGCCGCCAGCGCAACGCGAGACGAGAACAGCGACCUCGGAGUCUCCCACGCCAGGCAGAAGCGGUGGGUGCUGAACGAGCUUCUCAUCUUGCCCGGGACCCACUGGUGCGGCAACGAAGACAUGGCCAGCUCCUACAGCGACCUCUCGGGCUUCGUGGGCGCCGACUCCUGCUGCCGCACCCACGACAUGUGCCCCGUCAACAUCCACGGCCUCACCCGCAAGUACGGCAUCUACAACUCGCGCCUCACCACCAUCUCCCACUGCGCCUGCGAUGAGAGGUUCCGCGCGUGCCUCCGCAAGUCCAAGACGGGCGCGUCCAACAUGGUGGGCACCGUGUUCUUCGACGUGGUCAAGACCCGCUGCUUCGUGUUCAAGAUGGAGAAGACCUGCAAGAAGUGGUCGUGGUGGGGCAGGUGCGAGAAGUACGGCAUGGAGAAGGUGGCCAGCCUGCGCGACCCCAUCCCCUGGAGCUCUUGAAUGGCUGGAGACGGCUUCAAAAGAUUUCGAAA
Messenger RNA from Penaeus vannamei (Pacific white shrimp), 1034 nucleotides. The record is from RefSeq and is a predicted model, not a curated record. NCBI's taxonomy places the organism in Eukaryota, Metazoa, Arthropoda, Malacostraca, Decapoda, Penaeidae.